Molecule: messenger RNA, 550 nt
Organism: Verticillium dahliae VdLs.17
Lineage: Eukaryota; Fungi; Ascomycota; Sordariomycetes; Glomerellales; Plectosphaerellaceae
Exons: 2
Coding region: 49-423 (124 amino acids)
Biological process (GO): mitotic sister chromatid cohesion
Cellular component (GO): Ctf18 RFC-like complex
Source: RefSeq, a predicted model, not a curated record
ACACCAGUCGGGCUGGACACCGCAUCUCCCCAUCUCCUAGCACAUCACAUGAUGUCCACACAAGACAACAGCGGCAUCCCAGUGUCCUCGGCCCCAGAGGGCCGAGGCUACAGGCUCUUCGAGCUCCCGCCCGAAGUCGAGUCGGCUCUCACAUCACAAGCUCCUCCAGUCCUAUACAUCAAGCAUCCCGAGGAAGCCUCAACAGCUCAACUGUCCGUCCCUGGCGGCAAGACGUAUGCGCUCCAGCAGAAGAACACGUCCAACGCGCUCCUCAUCCUCUCACCGUCGACUGACGACUCCGUCCCCGGGCUCGCUUCCGUUGCCACUGUUCAUGAGAUCAUCGAACUGUUGCCCGAAGCACCUGGGCCCGAGGCUCGGGGAAACAAGGGCAAGUGGCACGAAAGAUUUGGCAAGAAUCGGUGACGAACAAGGCAUUACUGUUGACAACAAGCAUUCCUUCCAGUUCUGGAAGGUGGGUUAGGACAUGACGUCCAAUUUUUGAGUCGUAAUAACUUUCUUUCUUUCCAUUCUCCGGAUAACUCAUUGCAUC